AUGAACGACACAGACAACGAGAAGGGCCCCGCCGUAUAUGUCGAGGGUGUGACCAGCGACGCCGUGUUCGGCGACCAGGGCGACGGCGACGUUCAGGCGAAAGCCGCUGUCGUGCUGCUCAAGUGCCAGAUCGCGCUCGGUGUCCUCGCGAUGCCGACGGCGCUGAGCGCCGUCGGCGGCGUCCCCGGCACCCUCGUGAUCCUCGGCAUCGGCCUCCUCACAACAUGGAGUGACUACACCGUAGGCCUGUUCAAGCGCGCCCACCCGGAAGUCUACUCGCUCAGCGACGUUGGCUUCGUGCUCGCCGGCAAGGUGGGCCGCGAAAUUGCCACGUUCAUGUACGCAGCAUUCAUGAUCGCGAUCGUGGGUGCCGGCCUGAUUCCUAUCGCGAUCGCGUUCAACGCCGUCACGGCGCACGCGACGUGCACCGUCGCGUGGGUCGUGCUCGGCGCGGUCGUGUGCUUCGCCGUCGCAUCGAUCCAGACACUUAACCGCAUCUCGCUCGUCAGCUGGGUCGGCUUCAUCAGCAUCAUGGGCGCGAUCGUCACGCUCACCGUCGCCGUCGGCGUGCAAGACCGGCCGGCGGAUGCGCCGCUCACCGGGCCGUGGGACAAGAAAAUCAGCGCGUUCAAGGACGCGACGUUCUUCGACGGGAUCGCGGCGAUUUCCACGGCUAUCUUCGGAUACUGCGGCACGCCCAUGUUCUUCUCGGUGAUCAGCGAGAUGCGCGACCCGCGCCAGUUCAACCGCUCCCUCUUCACGUGCCAGUCCAUCGUCAUCAGCACGUACAUCACCAUCGGCGUCGUCGUGUACUACUUCUGCGGGCAGUACCUUGCCUCGCCGGCGCUUGGGAGCGCCGGCCUCUUCCUCAAGAAGGUGACGUACGGCAUCGCGCUCCCCGGCCUCUUCGCCAGUGUCAUCUUGUACGCGCACCUCGGCGCCAAGCUCAUUUUCGUGCGCAUCCUCCGCGGCUCGCACCACCUCACGCACCACACCCGUAUCCACUGGGCCACAUGGCUCGGAUGCACCGGCUUCGUGACCACUGUCGGCUUCAUCCUCGCCAUGUCGAUCCCAUUCUUCGGCUCGCUCGUCGUCCUCCUCGGCGCGCUGUUCGGAACUUUCAUGUGCAUGCAGAUCAACGGCGCCAUGUGGCUGCACGACAACUGGGCGCGCCGCAAGACCAACCCGAGCGUCGGGUACUGGCUGCUCGUCGCCCUCAACGUCUUCCUCAUUGUGUUUGGCACAUUCGUGCAGAUCUCAGGCACUGUGGCCGGCGUCAAGAGCAUUAUCGACUCGUACCGCGUGGGCGCGGUCAGCACGCCGUUCAGCUGUGCGGACAACUCGUAA
Messenger RNA from Cutaneotrichosporon oleaginosum, 1347 nucleotides. NCBI's taxonomy places the organism in Eukaryota, Fungi, Basidiomycota, Tremellomycetes, Trichosporonales, Trichosporonaceae. The record is from RefSeq and is a predicted model, not a curated record.